AUGACCCGCGUGCGCUACACCGAACAGCGGAUCGCCUCGUGGCGCCAGCGCGCCAAAGCAGAGACCGCCUCGGCGCGAACCUCCUGUCGGGCGCGGACGCGGGAGGAGUUGCGGCGGUGGCCGCACCAAGUGGCCUGCCUGCGCCGCUGCCGCAAGUUUCUGGAGCGCGCUGCUGGGUCCAAGCGGGACUUCUUCGUGCAGAUGGCGACGGGCGCAGGGAAGAGUUUGGUGAUGGCGGACCUGCUGCAGGAGGUCGUGGCCACAGGAGGCCGUGCAUGCGUGGCAGUGCCGAAGCUGGAUCUCAUGGAGCAGAUAGCGCGGUUAUUGGAGGAGAUGUUGCCAGGUCACAAGGUGCGCCGUGUGGGCACCGGGUGGCGGGCGGACUUGGGGGCAGAUGUCUUUGUGUGCGCGCGGAACUCCGCGUGGCAGCUGGAGAAUCUGACGCUGGACCUCUUGCUGUUGGACGAGGCGCACCACUAUGAGCCGGGGCCGGAGGAAAGCUCGGAGGAGAUCCUCGGGGCGCAUGCGAAACAAGUGCUGUCGCUUCCUGCGAAGAAGCGGAUCUUCUUCAGCGCCACCUUGCGCCUCAGUUCGCCCGACUUCGACUUUGGUCUAAGGCCGGCAAUCGCGGUCGGGGUGAUCGCGGACUACUCGGUGAUGGUGCCGGUGCUGUCGGAGGGUGACCCUCAGCCAUGCCUGGUGGAAUUGAUCAAGGGGCUGCCGCUGUCGCGGAAGGUAUUGGCUUUUUGCAACACUGUUCAAGAGGCCAGGGCCUUUGCCACCCUGCUCAAUGCGGCGGACGUGCCGGCGGGCCACUACAACGGCCAGACGGCCUCCGCACGGCGCAAGGACGUGCUGCGAGGAUUUGAGGAUGGGGGGCUGCGGGUGCUGGUGACGGUGGACGUGCUGAGUGAGGGGGUGGACUUGCCAGCUGCUGACACAUGCCUGAUUCUUGAUGAACUUGGCUUUGUUUGGGAUGUUCGUGGCCACGCCUGGGAGCAAAGUUUUGACAAGCUGCAGGCCUACCAAGCAGAUUGUGGUGACUUGAUGGUACCAUGGAGCUACAGCAGUGCUGACGACUUUCGCCUUGGAAUGUGGGUCAACAAGCAGCGCACAGCCAAAUCUCAGGGCAAAUUGAGCAAGGAGCAGGUUGACCGACUGAACAAACUUGGCUUUGUUUGGGAUGCUUAUCGUCAUGCCUGGGAGCAAGGUUUUGACAAGCUGCAGGACUACCAAGCAGAGCAUGGUGACUUGAUAGUACCAUGCAAGUACCGCAGUGCUGAUGGCUUUUGCCUUGGACCCUGGGUCAACACGCAGCGGACCGCGAAAUCUCGGGGCAAAUUGAGCAAGGAGCAGGUUGGCCGUCUCAACAAGCUGGACUUUGUUUGGGAUGCUUAUCGUCAUGCCUGGGAGCAUGGUGUUGACAGGCUGCAGGCCUACCAAGUAGAGCAUGGUGACUUGAUGGUACCAUGGAGCUACAGCAGUGCUGAUGGCUUUCGCCUUGGAAUGUGGGUCAACAAGCAGCGCACAGCCAAAUCUCAGGGCAAAUUGAGCAAGGAGCAGGUUGACCGACUGAACAAACUUGGCUUUGUUUGGGAUGCUCGGCGUAAUGGCCGGGAGAAUGCUGUUGACAGGCUGCAGGCCUACCAAGCAGAGCAUGGUGACUUGAUGGUACCAUGGAGCUACAGCAGUGCUGAUGGCUUUCGCCUUGGAAUGUGGGUCAACAAGCAGCGCACAGCCAAAUCUCAGGGCAAAUUGAGCAAGGAGCAGGUUGACCGACUGAACAAACUUGGCUUUGUUUGGGAUGCUUAUCGUCAUGCCUGGGAGCAAGGUUUUGACAAGCUGCAGGACUACCAAGCAGAGCAUGGUGACUUGAUAGUACCAUGCAAGUACCGCAGUGCUGAUGGCUUUUGCCUUGGACCCUGGGUCAACACGCAGCGGACCGCGAAAUCUCGGGGCAAAUUGAGCAAGGAGCAGGUUGGCCGUCUCAACAAACUUGGCUUUGUUUGGGAUGUUCGUGGCCACGCCUGGGAGAAGGUUUUUGACAAGCUGCAGGCCUACCAAGUAGAGCAUGGUGACUUGAUGGUACCAUGGAAGUACUGCAGUGCUGAUGGCUUUCGCCUUGGAAUGUGGGUCAGCGUGCAGCGCACAGCCAAAUCUCAGGGCAAAUUGAGCAAGGAGCAGGUUGACCGACUGAACAAACUUGGCUUUGUUUGGGAUGCUUAUCGUCAUGCCUGGGAGCAAGGUUUUGAAAAGCUGCAGGCCUACCAAGCAGAGCAUGAUCGCUUGAUGGUACCAUGCAAGUACCGCAGUGCUGAUGGCUUUCGCCUUGGAAUGUGGGUCGACAAGCAGCGCACAGCCAAAUCUCAGGGCAAAUUGAGCAAGGAGCAGGUUGACCGACUGAACAAACUUGGCUUUGUUUGGGAUGCUUAUCGUCAUGCCUGGGAGCAAGGUUUUGACAAGCUGCAGGACUACCAAGCAGAGCAUGGUGACUUGAUAGUACCAUGCAAGUACCGCAGUGCUGAUGGCUUUUGCCUUGGACCCUGGGUCAACACGCAGCGGACCGCGAAAUCUCGGGGCACCUUGAGCAAGGAGCAGGUUGGCCGUCUCAACAAACUUGGCUUUGUUUGGGAUGUUCGUGGCCACGCCUGGGAGAAAGGUUUUGACAAGCCGCAGGCCUACCAAGCAGAGUAUGGUGACUUGAUGGUACCACGCAGGUACCGCAGUGCUGACGGCUUUUGGCUUGGACCCUGGGUCAACACGCAGUGGACCGCGAAAUCUCGGGGCAAAUUGAGCAAGGAGCAGGUUGACCGUCUCAACAAGCUCGGCUUUGUUUGGGAUGCUCGUCGUCAUGCAGGGCAGCGUGGCUUUGACAAGCUGCAGGCCAACCAUGGUGCGAUUCAACUACCGCAGUGUUGA
This is a messenger RNA of Effrenium voratum, 2919 nucleotides long. The record is from the annotation of a GenBank genome assembly. NCBI's taxonomy places the organism in Eukaryota, Dinophyceae, Suessiales, Symbiodiniaceae.